This is a messenger RNA of Limulus polyphemus (Atlantic horseshoe crab), 1989 nucleotides long. RefSeq lists its product as uncharacterized. Gene Ontology annotation, molecular function: protein binding. The transcript is spliced from 6 exons. The record is from RefSeq and is a predicted model, not a curated record. NCBI's taxonomy places the organism in Eukaryota, Metazoa, Arthropoda, Merostomata, Xiphosura, Limulidae. The annotation marks the transcript as partial.
GACCACCAGAACCUCUGGAAAAUUGCACUAUCUCCAACCUGACUCAAACCACGAUAGUGAUAGAGUGUUUUGAAGGCUAUGAUGGUGGACUUCGACAACAUUUCUACGCAGAGGUUUUUCACAAGGGUCAAAAUGCAUUGGAAUCGAACUUUACGACUCAGAGCCCAGUAUUCUUUGCUAGAAAACUUAGUCCUGGAUCUCUGUACGUGGUCAAACUUUAUGCCAUCAACGUUCAAGGUAAAAGUGAGCCUUUCGUGACGAACAUCGAGACAUUACAAGCACCAGCAACCCAAUCUAGACGUGAUGUUGGCUGGCAUUUCCCAGUGAAACCGAUUUUAAUAACAGUGGUGUCUGUAGUAGUGAUUUUCAUCCUGAUAGCUGCCUGUGCUCUCAUCCUGCAUAAAUCAAGAAUACUCACUCGCAGGAAAGGUAGCAGAAAACCAGGUGGGCAAGAUCUGAAAUAUUCUGAGCCGUUAGAAAAAGAAGUUUUUGUCAGUGAAGAUUUAUCUAGAGGCACAACAUGUGAAGAAAAAUGCCCAGAUGUUAUUCCAGCAGAAAUGAAGUACGUCGAGAGCGCUGUAGGAGAAGCAGCGUCAUCUAGUUUCACAGAAAUACAUUUAUAUCCAGAAACUUCUCCUGGGCGAUAUGCUUCACAAGCCUCUUCCACAAAGCACGUAAAACCGGUGGAGCAUCAGGAUGAGAAUGUGGUACAAAAUUUGGAAAAGUGUACGCCUCUUCUCACGGACUUUGAAAAAACUCAAGACUCUCAGUGUUCUCAAUCCAGUGGAGAUUACCUUGAUUUACAAACAGGAUACAGAAAAGAAGUGGCUGAAGCUUUACUUGCCGCACCCCCUAGGGACUUCCAACAGACUGAAGUUUAAGACUUGGUGUGUAAGAAGAAGAAAAAAAAAGAUACAAUUUAUAACGUAACCAAUAGAGACGUGGCUGACCUUGCGAAGUGCCUUGCUUCUCGCUUGCUAGACACGUAACAAACUCGAAUGGGGGCACAUGGGUCAAGUCAGUUUUUACUAAACUUUACUAAGAUAAGUAUAUUUAUUCUAAUUGUAUCAUGUAAACAAGUAACUAUUACUUACAUUUCAGGUAUUAUAUUACACCAUACCUACAUAAUGGAAAGACACAUAAACAGAAACAGCAAAAAUUCUUGAAUUGCACUGAAUGUUAAUUUCUCUAAAAUUGGAAUGUUUAAUUACUACUACAGUGGUGGAUAUGGCUAUUACAACCAAUACAAAUGUAAAUUGUAGUUCCCACCCUGCCACUCUGUUCAUCUCACUAUUUGAUGUAUUUAUCAGGAAUUUUACAUUCUCAAUCCAUGCUUGGCCAGACAAAGUUAAUAAAUCUACUUGGCAUCAGAACUAUUAAAAUACAGCGUGAGCAUCACAACUAAUCACAUUCUUACAUACUGUAUUUCAAUCUACUUGGCAUCAGACUAUUAAAAUACAGCGUGAGCAUCACAACUAAUCACAUUCUUACAUAUUUCGAGGUUAUACCAACUUAUUUCGCAUUAAUGUUCUGGUUCUGAAUAUGUAUGCUAAGUAUAUACAGUUUUUAAUUUCUCGUUCUUAAAUAUAUAUUUGUAUAUAUAAAUCAACACAAAUAUAAAAUAAGAACAAUAAACAAGUCGUUCGCUUGGUGUUCAUGUUUUAGUGUCAACUACAACACAUUAUUUAAAUGUACACGAAUGUGAUACAAAAUUGCGUAUACAGGAAUAAAUGUGUAUCCAGCACAAACAAUUACAAGUUGUUUACAAUACGUAUGUUUAAUUAUUGAUUGCUUAUUAAGGACAUAGUAACCUUAUUAGUAAUAUAUAUCAGCUGAAGAACAGUGAAAUUUGAUUUGGUGCCAUCUAUGUGUUCUUGUCCCUAAAAGAUAUUGGUUUGAAAAAGGAUCUUUGUCUUGUAAUAUGAUUUGAAAGAAUUACAAGAUACAGAUCACUAUUGUAUAUGAUUUGGUUAUACAUGUAACACAUUU